UUGUUCUUUAGAGGCGCCUUCAGCAGAGUGUUCCUUGCGGAAUCAAAAGUGCAGGUGGGUUUUCUGGUGGCCGUGAAAUGCAUUGAUAAGAAGGCGGUGAAGGGAAAGGAGGAGUCGCUGCAGAAUGAAAUAGAUGUUUUGCGCCGACUUCAGCACCCAAACAUUGUGCGCCUGUACGAAACCUAUGAGGAUAAAUCCAAUUAUUAUCUCGUAAUGGAAUUGGUUACCGGUGGCGAGCUAUUCGAUCGAAUAGUCGAGCGGGGUACGUUCUCAGAGAAGGACGCGUCAGCGCUCAUUCGACAAGUGCUGGAGGCUGUUUCCUACAUGCACGACAAUGGCGUAGUCCACCGCGACAUCAAGCCGGAGAACCUGCUGUACCACAGUCCGGCCAAAGACUCAAAGAUAAUCAUAUCUGACUUUGGCCUGUCGAAGACCAUUGACAGUGGCAUCAUGGCUACCGCUUGUGGUACCCCCGGAUAUGUCGCACCUGAGGUGCUCGCGCAAAAGCCGUACGGAAAGGCGGUCGACGUUUGGUCCAUUGGAGUGAUUACUUACAUCUUACUCUGCGGCUACCCGCCGUUUUACGACGAAUGCGAUGCGAACCUCUUCGCGCAGAUCAUGCGUGGGGAAUACGAAUUCGAUGCCCCGUAUUGGAAUGACAUAUCCGAUUCUGCAAAGGAGUUCAUUUCCCACCUGAUGUGUGUGGACCCACAGAAGCGUUACACCUCCAAGCAGUCACUCGCGCAUCCAUGGUAA
This is a messenger RNA of Soboliphyme baturini, 756 nucleotides long. NCBI's taxonomy places the organism in Eukaryota, Metazoa, Nematoda, Enoplea, Dioctophymatida, Soboliphymatidae. The record is from the annotation of a GenBank genome assembly.